Messenger RNA from Tinamus guttatus (white-throated tinamou), 791 nucleotides. It is a transcript of the gene GPR61, whose product is annotated as G protein-coupled receptor 61. Gene Ontology annotation, biological process: G protein-coupled receptor signaling pathway. Gene Ontology annotation, cellular component: signaling receptor complex; endosome; plasma membrane. Gene Ontology annotation, molecular function: G protein-coupled receptor activity. NCBI's taxonomy places the organism in Eukaryota, Metazoa, Chordata, Aves, Tinamiformes, Tinamidae. The record is from RefSeq and is a predicted model, not a curated record.
CGCCCUCGCCGGGGCCCAUGCCCCCCAACGGCACGGGCGACGGCAAGCCCAAGGACGCGGCCUCCAGGGCGGUGGGGCUCUUCUUCAUGCUGCUCAUCGACCUGACGGCCAUCGUGGGCAACGCGGCCGUCAUGACCGUCAUCGUGAAGACGCCGGCGCUGCGCAAGUUCGUCUUCGUCUUCCACCUGUGCCUGGUGGACUUCCUGGCCGCCCUCACCCUCAUGCCGCUGGAGAUGCUCUCGGGCUCGGCCGUCUUCGACAGCCCCGUGCUCGGCGAGGCCAUGUGCCGCGUCUACCUGUUCCUCAGCGUCUGCUUCGUCAGCAUGUGCAUCCUCUCCAUCUCCACCAUCAACGUGGAGCGCUACUACUACGUGGUGCACCCCAUGCGCUACGAGGUGAAGAUGACGGUGGGGCUGGUGGCCUGCGUGCUGGUGGGCGUCUGGCUCAAGGCGGUGGCCACCUCGCUGGUGCCCGUGCUGGGCUGGCUCUCGCCGGAGCGGCCGCGGGCGCCCGCGGGCCGGGGCUGCUCGUUGCAAUGGAGCCGCGGGCCCUACUGCAAGUUCUUCGUGGUCUUCUUCGCCGCCUUCUACUUCCUCCUGCCCCUCCUCAUCAUCGUCGUGGUCUACUGCAGCAUGUUCAAGGUGGCGCGCGUGGCUGCCAUGCACCGCGGCCCGCCGCCCACGUGGCUCGAGACGCCGCGCCGGCGCUCCGAGUCGUGGAGACAGAUUGAGUUCACGGAGACUGGAACAAUGAUAUUUAAUUUCCUUGUCAGACUGGGACAUGUUGACUAA